Ctenocephalides felis (cat flea) is the source of this 528-nucleotide messenger RNA. RefSeq names its product G-protein coupled receptor moody-like. The record is from RefSeq and is a predicted model, not a curated record. Gene Ontology annotation, cellular component: membrane. The transcript has 5 exons. Gene Ontology annotation, biological process: G protein-coupled receptor signaling pathway. Bases 1 to 519 code for a protein of 172 amino acids. Gene Ontology annotation, molecular function: G protein-coupled receptor activity. NCBI's taxonomy places the organism in Eukaryota, Metazoa, Arthropoda, Insecta, Siphonaptera, Pulicidae.
AUGCGCCAACAUGCUGCCAAAGCUAAUAAUAAGCCCCAAAACAACGGCAAUUCGGCUACUCCUGCAAAAAGUGGACCACAAAUAGCCAGGACCCCAGAAAGCAGUGGAGCCCGUAUGAAACGCAACGAGUGGCGAAUCACGAAAAUGGUUUUGGCGAUAUUUUUGUCUUUUGUGGUUUGCUAUCUGCCUAUAACUAUUGCCAAAGUUGCAGAUCCAGAAGUCAAAUAUCCAGGGCUCCACAUAAUGGGCUACAUUUUACUAUACCUAUCAGCCUGUAUAAACCCAAUUAUUUAUGUGAUAAUGAACAAACAAUAUCGCCAGGCCUACAAAACAGUAUUACUUUGCGAAAGGCCGCGAAUAUUGAACUUUACAGCCGGAGGAAACAGCAGCGCUCAAGAGAAAUCGAAGGAGCGACUCGCCUGCAGCUACAACCACAGUCGAACGUUCCUCUCAAUAGUCUCCAUUGCGGAUCCGCCAACAGGAGUAUCUACGGUACAACCAGAUCAAAACGUGUACUAACCAGACAAC